Molecule: messenger RNA, 609 nt
Organism: Miscanthus lutarioriparius
Lineage: Eukaryota; Viridiplantae; Streptophyta; Magnoliopsida; Poales; Poaceae
Source: the annotation of a GenBank genome assembly
AUGGUGAGGCCCCUGCUCCCCUCCGCUUCCCCUCCUGCCCGCGCGCGGUUGCUCCCCAGAUCGGCGCGGGGCGUGCUGGUUCCGCUCCUGAUUUCAGGGCCUUUUGUUCUCGCGGGGCGGUUCCAGACUUGCAGUAGCACACUAGCACUGCCAUUGACCAGGAGUUGCGCAGCUAUGCUGGAAUCUCUAGUGGCAAAUGCAAGAUCGGGUGUCGCUGUGAAUGAUGAGUGCAUGCUGAAGUUCGGCGAGCUGCAGUCGAAGAGGCUGCACCGCUUCAUAACUUACAAGAUGGACGACAAGUUCAAGGAGAUAGUUGUGGACCAGGUUGGGGAUCGCGCUACCAGCUAUGAGGACUUCACAAACAGCCUCCCUGAGAAUGACUGCCGAUACGCAAUCUAUGAUUUUGACUUUGUGACUGCAGAGGAUGUCCAGAAGAGCAGGAUCUUCUAUAUCCUAUGGUCCCCAGACUCAGCCAAGGUGAAGAGCAAGAUGCUUUACGCUAGCUCUAACCAGAAGUUCAAGAGUGGGCUCAAUGGCAUUCAGGUGGAGCUCCAGGCUACAGAUGCAAGUGAAAUCAGCAUUGAUCAGAUCAAGGAUCGGGCACGCUAG